Adineta ricciae is the source of this 2517-nucleotide messenger RNA. NCBI's taxonomy places the organism in Eukaryota, Metazoa, Rotifera, Eurotatoria, Adinetida, Adinetidae. The record is from the annotation of a GenBank genome assembly.
AUGUUUUCAUCUCACUCGGCAAAUCAUGUCUCUCGAGAAGCAAAUGAAUGUCAUCAACACAAGCCAGUCAAGCAAGUUCGAAGCCACGACGAUACUCAUGGAAAAAGUAUCAAAAAAGAACAAACAUUAAUCAGACGUAAUCGUUCGACAUCCACCGGUUUUCGUCAAUCCAUCCGAUGUCUAACUUCAUGUGCUCUAGCAAAACGAAAAGCCGGUCGAACAACCAAUUCCGAUGACAAUAGUUCGACAACAAACGACGUAACCGGCAACUUUGACGAAAUUUCCUCACGUUCAUCGAAGACAUUUUUAAUUCCGAAUGAACAUUCUCCCUCACUGGCAUUGAAAAAAUCUUCUCAACAUAUCGAACAGUUAAAAAAAACAGCGAGCGAUGGUGGAUCAACAUCGAUUCCACUUCAUAAACAAUUAGAAAAAAGAAAUAGUAAUCAAUUAUAUUCAACCACAUUCACAGGAAAUUCUCCAUUACCAACACAAUCAAAUCCUAAUGAUAAUGUCUCAAUACUCAAUAUCCGUAAAUUAUCAAACAAAGAGAUUAGUACGAGUCUUGUUAAUCUUAUGGGCACUGCAGCGGAUUCAGUCUCAGUGAAUAAUACGACGCAAAUGGCAAGUAAUCAAGCAAAACAAAUUUCUGCAACGUCUGCUGCUUCAACAGAUCGAUUAGCCUUGUUUGGAUCAACAUCAAACGUCGGAGCGACGAACACAACGGAUUCAAUAUUAUCACAACGAACAGUUAAUACAGGAAACAAUCCUACUGCUAGUACAUCAAAUUCAUAUUCAUGGUGUUAUGAAAGUUCGCCGACAAGUCCGGAGGAAUGUUUAUCUCAAUUAGAAAUCGACAACAAACCAUUGAUAUAUCGUCAGCAAUUCGAAGGAUUUGAACAUUUCAAUUGGUAUGGAAUUAGUGAGACGAAUGGUCCUGUGCUGAUUUCAUAUCGAUAUGCGAAUGAUCAGAAUAAACAAAGAUACAUUCUGACAGUUGUCCGAACUCGACAACGAACAUUUGUAGAAUCUUUGUUCGAUCUACCAUCGUCAUGUUCUUCUUUAGAAAUCCUACGUCGUAUAUGUAAUCAACGUGCUUUGACUGAUAUAGAAUAUUUUGAUCCGAUAUUUUGUGAUGGCGCUCGUGAUCUUCUUUUAAAAUAUGAUGAAUCGCAUGUUUCGAAUAAGCAUAAAUUCGGUGUUGUUUAUCAGCGCGCUAAUCAGUUAACUGAAGAAGAUAUAUUCAGUAAUGAAACUCACAGUCUUUCGAUGAAUAAAUUUCUCGAUCUCAUCGGCACUCACGUUAAACUCAAAGACUUUCAAGGAUUUCGCGGUGGUCUGGAUAAUAAAUCUGAUCAUACAGGAACGGAAUCAAUUUACGAGCGAUUUCAUGAUCAUGAAAUCAUGUUUCAUGUCAGUACAUUAUUACCCCAUUCAAAAAUCGAACGGCAACAACUUGAACGUAAACGACAUAUCGGAAAUGACAUUGUUGCGAUUAUUUUCCAAGAAAACGAAACCGUUUUUAAUCCCGAAUGCAUCGCUUCGCAAUUUUUACAUGUUUAUAUCAUUAUAACACCGUUGGAUCCAGACGGAAAUCAAUUCAAAGUUGCCGUUGUCUAUCGUGAUAGUGUUCCACAGUUUGGGCCUGCUUCGAACUCAACGAAAAUCUUUCAAUGUGAUCAAACAUUCAAACAAUGGUUAUUAACAAAGUUAAUCAAUGCAGAAAUGGCCUCAUAUCGGUCAAGUACUUUUCAAAAAUAUCAAGAACGAACAAAAAUGAAUCUAUUUGACAAUCUCUAUCGGACUUUGCAUGAUAAUAAUCGUCCAUUCAUGGACUUUGUUGUUAACCAUAGUCAAUAUAAACAUGAAUGUGAAAUUGAACAACAACGUGAAGAUUCUAUAGCAAAAAACUAUGAUCGUCACACAGAUAAUUCUAUACUUGGCACGGUUAAACGUCGUCUCAUCGCACCGAAACUACGUGUACAACAUACCAAUUCUCCUACGACUACUACUUACCUCAUAACAUCGUCAGCAACGAAUAAUGCGAAUGAUGCGAAGCCCAAAGUACGUACAUUGGCUGACGAUAUCAAACGAAAUAUACCGAAAGAAUCAAUGGUUUCCAAUGGGAAAGUGGCAUCGAUCUUUUCAUCAUCCAAGAGUUCGAAAACAGAGAAACCGAAUUCAAAUCGUCCAGUGCUUGACUCCGAAAAUUCCGAUUCCUCUUCAAAUUCUCGUUCUAGUAUAAAAUUCAUAUUACCAAGUAUGAAUGAUUUGAAUUCAAAUGGUGAUUCGAAUAGUACUGUAACUUCUAAUAAUUCAUCCAGUGAUGACAUCGAUUCCGAUCAGUAUUCCAUUGAUUAUCUACAAUCUUCAAGCAAAGAUGAUCUGAUUAAAUAUGUUCUGUCAUUACAACAGCAGAAUUCAAUGAAAUUAACUCAAAUUCAUUCUCAAUCGAUUCAGCAAUUGAAAAGCCAAGUGACGAAAAAACAAAAUUCUCUGGACAAAGAGCCACUCUCCUAG